Molecule: messenger RNA, 819 nt
Organism: Phycomyces blakesleeanus NRRL 1555(-)
Lineage: Eukaryota; Fungi; Mucoromycota; Mucoromycetes; Mucorales; Phycomycetaceae
Exons: 2
Coding region: 69-560 (163 amino acids)
Source: RefSeq, a predicted model, not a curated record
UUCACCUUCUUCUUUGAUUGGACGUCUUUACAAACCACACACAAAUAUAUAUAUAUAAAAAUAUUAUCAUGAGUAAUCUUAACUGGUGUACCUUUUGCGACAAUGCAGUCAGUGCAUUUUCGAAUUCUCUCUACUGCUCUGAAGACUGCCUUCGCUCAGACGCUCUAAAUCGCCACCCUCUAUUGGGAUACGACUAUGCAGAACUCAAGGAUUUCCCUCGUUCAUCAUCACCAACCCUAUCCUGCACUUCCCCUCGUUCUCAUUCUUUACAAUCACCACAACGAUCAAGAUCACAAUCAUCUUCUGUACAGUCGACACCAAUAUCAUCUCCAGUUAUCCUGUCGACUUCUUCUUGCUCGUCUGUAUCGUCUGGAUCAACAGUAUCGUCUCCAAAUAUGUCUCCAAUUCCAUCAUACACCUUACCAUUACCACAAGGAAAGCCAACAAACUACUCCUUUCACUGUCUAUCUCCACCAGCCUUUGACCUCAACCCAAUAAUCCAUCACCACAAGGAAGCCUUUCCCACUUCACCAAAGAGACGAGCCGUCUUUUAUCUCUAACUUUUUCUAUAUAAUCUCAUCUGUCUUUACAUAACAUUUUCAUCAUCAUUUUCAUCAAUCAUCUUGGCUUGCAUUUCUUACUUUUUACUUGUUAUUUAUAUCCCCUCCCCUAUCAUUCUCUCUUUUAUAUAACAUAUAUAAUUUUCAUCUGUCAAAAUAACCAACUCAAAAAAAAAUCAAUAUUCCCUCCCCCCUCUAUCUAUCUCACAACCUCCUUUGUAUAUAUUUAUAUAUAAAUAAACCAACCAACCAACCAACC